Molecule: messenger RNA, 4495 nt
Organism: Pogoniulus pusillus (Red-fronted tinkerbird)
Lineage: Eukaryota; Metazoa; Chordata; Aves; Piciformes; Lybiidae
Gene: GALNT14
Product: polypeptide N-acetylgalactosaminyltransferase 14
Exons: 18
Coding region: 362-2104 (580 amino acids)
Biological process (GO): protein O-linked glycosylation
Cellular component (GO): Golgi apparatus
Molecular function (GO): polypeptide N-acetylgalactosaminyltransferase activity
Source: RefSeq, a predicted model, not a curated record
GUAGGAUGUUAUGGACCUCACUUGUGAAGCAUCUGAGAUUGGCAGAUGGAAAAUUAGAAAAAGGAGGAAGGUGCCGUUAUCUGGAAGGGCUCUUCUAGCCCGGCAGGAAAAGCUCAGCACCCAUUGCAAACGUGUCGGGGAAGUGCUGCAGAACCACAGCCAAGGUCACCUCGUCCCAGCCAGGAAAACACCAGCAGAUAUUUUCUGCUUGUUGCAAGAUGAUCUUCUUGGCCAGAAAGCCACUUCUGCUCCACUGGGUUUAGAGGCAGUUCUGUGAGACUCAGCAACCAGCCUGUGCCAACAGCUAGGGUGGGUGCAAGGGUAAGAGGAUAGCUGUAAGCCAUGUGAAAAAUCACCACUGAUGGAGUCCAGCUGCGUCAAGUUGCUCAGGUGCUUUACCUUUGUGCAAGGCAAGAGGACAGACAGUUGUAAGCCAUGUGAAAAAUCACCACUGAUGUGGUCCAGCUGCGUCAAGUUGCUCAGCUCUGCUCCUGCAUGCCUCUGCUCCUACAGUUGUAAAACAAAGUUCAACCUAAGCCUGCCUGCUGGACUUGGAUUUCACCGUUCUGCUAAGAGCUCGGACCUGGACUGGGACGACCUUUGGGAUCAGUUUGAAGAGCGGAGGUACCUGAGUGCCCGGAGGUGGAAGGGCGGCGAGGACCCUUACCGGCUCCAUGCCUUCAACCAGCGGGAGAGCGAGCGGAUUCCCAGUGACCGCGCCGUCCGCGACACUCGCCACCACAGGUGUACAACUUUGCACUACCGCCAGGACCUCCCACCAACCAGUGUCAUCAUCACCUUCCACAACGAGGCCAGGUCAGCCUUGCUCAGGACCAUUCGGAGCGUGCUGAACCGUACCCCAGUGCACCUUGUCCGUGAAAUCAUACUAGUGGAUGACUUCAGUGACGACCCUGAUGACUGCCGUUUGCUGGGCAAGCUCCCCAAGGUGAAGUGCUUGCGGAAUGGACGGCGAGAAGGUCUGAUCCGGUCCCGCAUCCGAGGGGCAGAUGUGGCACAAGCAGGAGUCCUGACCUUCCUGGACAGCCACUGCGAGGUGAAUAAGGACUGGCUGCUCCCUCUGCUGCAGAGGAUCAAAGAGGAUCCUACUCGAGUGGUCAGUCCCAUUAUUGACAUCAUCAAUUUGGACACUUUUGCCUAUGUGGCAGCUUCAUCAGACCUCAGAGGAGGUUUUGACUGGAGUCUGCAUUUCAAGUGGGAGCAGCUUUCCCCAGAGCAGAAAGUGAAGCGGCUGGAUCCCACCGAACCUAUUAAGACUCCCAUCAUUGCUGGGGGGCUGUUUGUGAUCGACAAAGCCUGGUUCAACCACCUGGGGAAGUACGACAGCGCCAUGGACAUCUGGGGUGGGGAGAACUUUGAGAUCUCCUUCCGUGUGUGGAUGUGUGGAGGGAGCCUGGAAAUCAUCCCCUGCAGCCGCGUUGGACACGUCUUCCGCAAGAAGCAUCCCUACGUCUUCCCAGAGGGAAAUGCCAACACGUACAUUAAAAACACCAAGCGCACGGCGGAGGUGUGGAUGGAUGAAUUCAAGCAGUACUACUAUGCGGCUCGUCCCGCGGCCCAAGGGAGGCCUUAUGGCAACAUCCAGAGCAGAGUGGAGCUGCGGAAGAGGUUGAAAUGCCACAGCUUCAAGUGGUACCUGGAGAACGUUUACCCUGAACUUCGGAUUCCCGAGGAAUCUCUCUACCAGACUGGGAUGAUCAGGCAAAGGCAGAGCUGCCUGGAGUCACACAAAUCUGAAGGCCAAGAGUUCCCCAUCCUGAGCUUAAGUCCUUGCAGCAGCAGCAAAGGCACGGCAGCAACAGCACAGGAAUGGACAUACACAUACAACCACCAAGUGCGCCAGCAGCAGCUGUGCUUGUCUGUGUACACCCUGUUCCCCGGGUCCCAGGUGCUGCUGUCACCUUGCAGAGAAGGUGACAACAAGCAGCGAUGGGGUAAAGUUGGGUCCCACAUUGAGCACAUAGCUUCACGCUUCUGCUUGGACACUGAGACAGUUGGGGACACGAAUGAGAGUACCAAAGAGCUUGUCAUCAACCCCUGUGAGAGCACAGCCAUGAGUCAGCGCUGGGACAUGGUGAUGUCGUGACCCCCUGGAGGACUGGCACUGUGGGACGGGCACUGAGAUGUUGCUACCUGCAGCCAAGACGCACCAGAUGGAGCUCCAAUGCCAAACCACUGGGAGUCGUUGUGUACUGUGGGACAGGAGAGGAGUCGUUUGAAUAAAAUUAAGGACCUGGUGCUCCAGGUGGAACAAUGGAUGUUGCCUGCAAGAUGUGCAGCUGGUAUGGAGCUGUUGGUGGUCAGACGUUCAAAGUGAAGAGAUGGCAAAAAGCCUCCAACUGGAAGUGUUCUAGAGGGAUACCAGGGCUCCUGUGAUGGGCUCUGCAGAAGUUCAGUGUGCACAGCAUUGAUUAGUCUCUCUGGAAACAUAGGUAGAAGAGCCUUGGAGAAUAAAAGGAGGCUUGGACUCAGCAAAACAAUCUUUUGAGAGGUGAGGCAGGUACUCAAGGAGGGAUGGCCAAAGAGAUGCUAAGAAACAUCGCCUGGGGUCGAGUGGAAAGCACUGAAUUGUCUUUGCACUUUUCAUUGCUGUAGAUGAGUUUGUCUUCUGCAGGCAGCACGAGUGGAGCCCUGUGCACAUUUGAGUUUGGAUCUGACCCACCUAAACCUUGUGUAUACAGAAGCAGGGCAGGCACUUAGGGCUGUGGCCAGGAUCAAACCUGCACGUCCUGGGUGAACCCAGCUCUGUGCUAACUGCACGUGGGGUGUGUUGGAUAUCUAAAGCCCAAGCAAACAGAGAAUUCAGUGUGUGGGAUGAAAGGAUAUAAAGUGCUGUGAAGCCAGAAGCAAAGGCAGUAACAUGAUUGUUUUUCUUCUCUGAAGGCCAUGGGGUGAGCCUCAGACACUGCAAAGUCCUCUAUAAUCCCACUAUGUGUCUCUCACUGCUUCAGAAAUGGAAUAAGUCAAAUUUUCACUUUUCUUCCAUAAAAGUAAUAUUUUUGGUAACUGAAGGUAAUUGUGUCAUAUUUCUGGUGCCCAGGUUCCCAGCUGCAGAAGUAGAGGGGACUCCCAUGAAGUGCUCUUACUAAAGGAGCUGAAGAGGGGAUUAAAACCAGAAACUGCUCUGAGGAAGUGAACAUGCUGUGACCUGGGUUUGCUUCCCAAAGGUACCUCAAAGGUAGCUCAAUAUGUGAAGAACUGAAGAUGAGAUUUGGGAUUCCCUCUGUCAGGAAACUCUGGGUCACAAAGUACUUCUCCCAAAGUCAUUUAGCUUAAUGGCAGAAAUUAUUUCUUCAGCUUUUGAAGAGAGGUCAUGAAGAGAACCAGAGGUCGUGCCAGGUGCUAGCACUAUGUGGGAGUGAGGUGUCUGCCAAAGGAAGAUAGAGCAGAAGACCUCACAGAAAAGAGCUCUUGUGAAUAGAGUAUUAACAUUCUACAGGUAGUGCACCAUUGCACAGAAUGGUUUAGGUUGGAAGAGACCUUGAGAGAUCAUCUACUCCAACCUUCUUGCCAUGGUCAGGGACACCUCUCAACAAGACUUGGUUGCCUAAGGCCUCAUCCAACCUGGCUUUGAACACCUCCAGGAGAGAGAGCAUCCACAACCACUCUGGGCAACCUAUUCCAGAGUCUCACCCCUCAUACUGAAGAACUUCUCCCUAAGAUCCAGGGUAAACUUACUCUUCCUCAGCUUCAAAGCAUUCCCCCUUGUCCUGUUGCUGGACACCCUUAUGAAAAGUCCUUCUGCAGCCUUCCUAUAGGAUCCCUUCAGGAACUGGAAGGCAGCUCUAAGGUCUCCCUGGAGUCUUCUCUCCUGCAGGCUGAGCAACCUCAGCUGCCACAGCCUAUCCUCACAGCAGAGUUGCUCCAGCCCUUGUGGCCUUCUCUGGACUCACUCCAAGAGGUCUCUGUCCUUCUCAUGAUGAGGACACCAGACCUGGAUACAGCACAAUUUGAUGUCUCCAUUUUGCUUUCUCCCUGAGGAGUGCCAUGGGAGAGGAGUUUGUUUACCACAGAUGUAUGAACUGGAAGUUUAUUAGUCUAAGACAUGAUCAUAUAAAGACAUUGCAGGACCUGCACACUGCUCAGUUUUACUUAGGACAGGAAAAGGAUGAAUAGAUCAAGUUUUGUAGCACUAAAGCUGAACACAUCCAUAACCCCCUGUUUCAUUAAAUACUCAAAUCACAGCAGUCUUGUGAAGACGUCACACUUCAUUUUAGGAAGGUCCUUUCCAGCCUGCCUUUCAGUGGAGCUCCCUCUACAGCAGCAGGUAACAGGCAGCAGCUUGCCAGGAGGGCUGUGCACACAGCUCUGGUGUAGUAAGAGCUCUCAAAGAGAACUUUUGCAGCACUGUCAACGUCGCUUGAAGGGGGGAAAUGCAAUUUAAGUCUGUAAAAAUGCUUGGGUUUAAUGGAAAUCCUACCAUUUGUUUUCUGUGCUGAAAACUAAAAGUAAAAUACCAUAAGCUCUGAGCCUUCAA